AUGUAUGAUCCCAUACUGGCGAAAAGCUUCAAUAGUUAUGAACGCAGGAGAUUGGGAUGCUCCGCACUCGUGGUGUGCUCCAUCAUUGCCUUUAGUGUCUGCUCGUCAUUCGAUCCUCGUCUCUAUACGUCGUCACUCAUUGGUGAGGCUGUCAAUACAAAGUUGCCGAUCCAUAUGUUUGUAGCGGGUGACAAUAACUCCAACCCAACAGUGGGUAGUUCUCCAAAUAGAUUUGUGGUGAAGUCUCCUCAACAUGAGGCAAUCCAAAUACCACGAGUCGAGUGCAGGAUAUCGGAAAGAGGUGGUGCGGGUUAUUGUGAGAUGGAAGGGGACGUACGUGUGGACGCCAACUGUUCCACCGUGUUCAUGGUGGGCCCCACCCCAACAAACAGUAAUUCAAGUUCGUGGAUCAUCAAACCUUACCCAAGGAAACAUAUCUCCAACGUCAAGAAUUGGAGGGUAAUGUUAGUGUCGAUGGAUCGCGACGCUCCACGGUGCACACAGACCCACACUCUCCCGGCCCUCCUUUUCUCGACGGGAGGAUACACGGGCAACCACUUCCACGAUUUUGCCGACCUCAUACUCCCCUUAUUCUCCACCACCUUCCCUUUCAACACACAAAUCCAUUUUCUCGCCACCGACUACAAGCCCUGGUGGGUCUCCAAAUUCAGCGUCCUCCUCCACCGCCUCACUGCACAUCACAUUAUCGACAUCGAAACACAAACAAAGCACGUGCACUGUUACGCCAACAUGAUCGUGGGCCUCCAGUUUUAUCGGGAGCUCGUUUUUGCCCCGUCUGGCGGGACCCACAUGCGCGACUUCCGGCAAUUUCUCCGAGAAACCUACUCGUUGAGAAGGAGGAGGAGGACAAGGGCGGACAAAAAGAAGAAGUCAAAGCCACGUCUGAUGAUCAUCUCCAGGAAGAGGACACGAGUGGUGACGAACGAGGCUGAGGUGUCUCGAGCGGCUGUAAAACUAGGUUACGAGGUCAUCUCGGCCGAGGCUAGGCUGUCGACCAAUUUGACAAAGUUUGCGCAACUAGUGAACUCGUGCGACAUGCUUAUGGGGGUCCAUGGGGCUGGCCUAACAAACAUGCUUUUCUUGCCCGAUCGUGCGCUUCUCAUACAAAUAGUCCCGUUUGGAGGCAUCGACGUUUAUGCCAGGCUCGAUUUUGGAAACCCUGCCCCCGCUAUGAACGUCAAGUACUUGGAGUACAAGAUAGCGAUUAACGAGAGUUCGUUAAGCCGCCAGUAUCCGUCUAAUCACCCGGUUCUUCGAGAUCCCCUGUCUUUCAAAAAGAAGGGGUGGGAUGAGCUUAAGGCUGUCUACUUGGAAAAUCAGAAUGUCACUAUUGAUAUUCACAGGUUUAAGGGCACCCUGGCUAAAGCUCUCAACCUCUUACAUAACUAA
Messenger RNA from Striga hermonthica, 1410 nucleotides. The record is from the annotation of a GenBank genome assembly. NCBI's taxonomy places the organism in Eukaryota, Viridiplantae, Streptophyta, Magnoliopsida, Lamiales, Orobanchaceae.